Messenger RNA from Amoebophrya sp. A120, 3742 nucleotides. NCBI's taxonomy places the organism in Eukaryota, Dinophyceae, Syndiniales, Amoebophryaceae. The record is from the annotation of a GenBank genome assembly.
GUUUACUUCAGCUUAUUUUGCGGAAAUAUUUCACUUAUACUUUCUUCGUAGAAUUUAUUUACAGUAGAUUGAUAAGAACGAGACGAUGCUAGUCGAAGAAAGAGGUGAGGCACAGUCGCUAGCGGCAUAAAGCACAGCGAAGAAAGUACAUAAUGGAAGGCAAGCAUGGAAAGUGGGCAGGGCGGCGCGCCGCCAGGCAAAGGAUCGACUGGUUGAUACGGAACGCAGCCACAGCCUCGGUGCCCUCCGGAAAAACGGCAGGUGCCGGUCCUUCGCAUCCGGAAAGGCCUGCAGCGAAGAAAAAGAUAGGGAACGAGAAGACAUACAAGCUGCCAUCAAAAUACCCUGUUCUUCAGGAUUGCGAGAUGAAAAACAGGGAUCCCGAAGAGGACAGCACCUCUACCAUGGCAUCGGGCGAAGACGCUAGUAGAGACGCUUACCAUGAUUCUUCAACACGUCGGACAAGAACUACUUCAGACGUCGGCCCGGUGCCACGGCAAACGCCGACAGCUCCAGUCGUUACCAGGAUGGUGCGGCCGAUGACGCUGCGAGAAAUCGAGUACUUCAUGUUGAAGCUGCACCGCAAGGACGACGGCGCUUUUGUUCUCACGGACCUCUGCGAGCUCGACUUGGCUAACCAGGUGAUCGAAUUCGAAGACGUCAUAGAGGUGUACUACAAGCAGGUGUUGUUUCCUCCUAACGAGGAUACUGCAAAAAAGGGAGCCGGUGAAGCAGGGGCAAAAGGUCACAAGAACCACCAGGAGCACCCGGCUCUCGCGAUCUGGGAUGCUAUGACACAACAGGGUCCGAUGAGUGCCAAUGACAGGUUCGGGAGUGCACCAGCAUGGGGCUUGCGGAAACGAUUGUGCACGCGCGGGCAGGGCGUUUGGUCGCUGCUAGGCUACGCGCUUGCUUGCGAGCGUUACGGUGCCGUGCGAACGCUUUUGCGUGCGGGGGCGAGUCCCUGUAUACUGCGCGAAUCCGUCUUUGAGUUUGACCUGCUCUUGAAGGCCGGCGGUUCGGCCGAUACUGGUGACCUCCCUGGUCAUCAUCUCGACGGCGAUGGUGCGACAAACGUUUCAGAAACUAAUUUUAUCGACCGAACCCAAUACGUUUCUUACCGGCUUCAACGAAACAAUCAGCACAUUGGCGAGGACUUCGACCGCGGUUCCUGGUCAGAUGCGGUUGGCGCGUUUGUGCGGGAGCACGUGCAUCCCGGCUACGCCGCGUACAUUCUUUCCAUCCUGUUCGCAUCGCUCGAAGAAGUGGUUGAUGGGAAGACUUGCGACCCAGCAAAUGAGGAGGAUGUUGUUCACAGCACUUGUAGUUCUCAUCACGUUGUUGAAGAGCUAUCUUCGAAUGGGUCCUCUGCGCGAUCAACAAAAUCCACCGCCGCCGAAAAAGAAAUAAUAAAAGGAGGAGCUACAACUAGUGACCUCCCCUCGACGUCUCGUCUGCCCGCGCCGCGUUUUGUCUUUCGUGGAUACACCUGCAGGUGCCUGUUCAGUGAGCAAUGCUUUUGGAACACCUUUUGCAAUGCGGAUAAUGCCGUCGCUUUGGAGUUCACAUGUCCGAAAUGCGGGGAGUCACUGGAUAUCCUGGCGGAGAAUCGCUGGUGCCUGCGGGACGUCGAGCGCACCAGUGUGGUCGCAAGUAGUAGUCCUCUCGCGGAUCAAUCGGUGGUAAGCGUGGAAGAAUCGUUAGCCCGCUUCGCGACACUACCUGUGGACCGGUCAACAUCAUCUUCGGGCAGGACGAACAAAUCUAACAGCAGCUGCUGCCCAAAAAAUAACGGCCGGGUACUGCUGUCUUUGCGGGAAGUAAAGCUGCUAGACCAGGGGCACACGCAAAGGGAGCGGAUGCUUCGUGUGGGCGAGGCGCUUGAGCGCAACGACCUGCUGCGAUUCCAGAGUCUGUUUGAGUUGGGAAUAGACCUCCAACAGCCCGUGAACGAGUACGGCUUGUCGGCGCUGGAGUUGCUUGCGUGGCAGAGUGGAAGGUGGGAGCAGAUGAUGCCCCGUACUAAUGUCAGGCGGAUCUACUGCGCUGAGAUGCCACCGGCGAAGAGGAAACAAGCGCUGUUAUGGAGCAAGGACCGCAGGAUGUGGGAACGGCUCCAAGACGCGACGGCGCAGCAUCAUGGCGCCACACUGAAGAUGUGUAUGCAACAUACGGAGGAGGACAACGCCACGACAGGAAUCGACCGAAAGCUCAGUUGUAGAGGAGACGAACUGCUUUGUACGGAGUUCGAGCACUGUCUUCAAUCGGCCCAGUCCAUCGCUUGGGCUCAGGGCGGUCGGCAAUUUUGCGACAACAUGCAGAUGUUAUUCCCGGGACUGAAAGAUCCGUUGAGACAAUUCCUCUGCAGGAACAUCAGCCCAGGAAAAAUAGUUCCGGGUGACCGUCCGAUCAACGCGGAUAUGUGCUUUUUGUCGCGGUGCUUCCGCGUUUGGAGGCGUCGCUGCGACGUUCCAGGGGGUGCAACAAAGACCCCGCUGCCCCUGCCAGAGUUUCUGGCAGAAUCGCACACCGCAUUCUACAUCGACGGGGCAUUUUCGGAUACCUUUCUGGAAUUUUUGCGAAAAGAGUAUUUUUCUGACGCGGAUCAUGUUGAUGGGGUGAUGCAGAAAAGUAGAAGCGUCAAAGCGGAAGUGAAAAUGCCACUAGACGAGGAAAAAAAUGAUCGCGCCCUAGCAGCUCAAAAAUGCGCUUCUGUCGUUCCUGCAGAAAUAAGAUCGCAUCUGCACGGCCUUGAGGACGGCAAUUAUAAGGAAUUAGGGCGCGAACAACGCCCUGACGUCGAGCAGGACGGCGACACUAGCAACACUACGUCGAAGAGCAAAGCGAACAAGCGUAAGAACGGGUGUCGUGCGCGCACUUCGACCGAGCCGCAGCGAAAGUACUUUGCAGAUACCCACCUUCGGGUUCGAAGCGCGCUUGAAUAUGCCAUUUUGAUGAGCGCCGAAGAACGACGAGCUGCUGUGUCAGCGCCCGCGGACGAAAUCGAGAGCGCAAAGGUCUUCCCCCAGAUGCGGUUCUUGCACUACGAUGCAGAGGAGAAAGCGGCAGCGCCCCACACGGACCUGUCGCGGUCGGUGCGCAUCGAGAACCUUUCGUCCCCGAUGGAAAUUGAAGAGGCGGGACUGAUGCAACAGUGGUCGUCGGUGCAGAAAUUUACUUCGACGCACACCUUCAUCUUGUACUUGAACAGCCUGGACGAGGCCGCGUCAGUCGUGGAGUCAGAAGCUUUAGUGACCGCAGGCGGAGGUACCCCCGGUGCGACCCGCAUUCUACAGAAAGUCGUGCCGCCUUGCGCGCCCCGCGAGGUCCUCGCGGAGGUGGUGCCGAAAUUUGGGAGGCUGCUAGUUUUUCCCCACAGCUGCCCGCACGAAGGCUUUCCGGUGGGGAAGCAAGAGAAACUGCUUCUCCGCGGUGAAGUGUUACUGCAAGGAUAUCAGAAAAUGUAAGUAUGAAGGACCACAUGCACGGUCGAAGUCUCACUUUCAGUGUAUAAGUGUAUUGAAGAUGCUCGGAAAAAAAUAAUGAGUCCCGUUUCCACAUAGUAUCUCUGUCUGCGAUGUCAGUCAGGUUUUUCAGCGACGAUAGCAAGGCACGAGGCGUGAAGCCUAUCUUUCGUUUCGGGGCGGCGAAUUAGUGUGUUCUGGCCUGCAGUAAAUACAAAACAUGAAAAGACACGGGGCAGGUGCGAUGGGUCUGAAUGAAUCAGAGAGGAGGCCGCGGG